UCCCUCUCUCUGAAAUCAGUAAAGAUAUAUAUUUUUUAAAAACACAUAUUUUUUUUAAAAGAAUACAAGAUAAGUAUAACAGAAGUAGUUCAUCUGAAUUUAUCAUCCAGAAGGCUACGUGGGAAGAGGCAUUUGACUUAAUAAACCUUAUAAAGAACUUUUAUGAAUUUUCUUCAGUGAUUCAAAGGUGGUAUGUGAUUUUUAUCCCAAUGUUUUUGUUAAAACACAAAUAUGCUUUAUUUUAGUUUUUUAAAGUUAAAGUAAAACACCUGCAAAUAAUAAUGCUACCAUUUAUAGAGUGCUUGUUUGUGCUAAAUGGUGUUGUAGGUAUUUCGCUUGUAUCAACUCAUUAAGUCCUCACGGCUUCCUGUGGGGAAGGAUCUGGAACCGUCUCCGGUUGUAGAAGAAGCUGAGGCACAAAGAAGUUAAAGGACUUGCUAACGUCAUAGGACUGGGGAGAAAAUUCUGUGCUACGUCCUCUCGCUCCACAGCCCGCGCUUUUAACCCUUCCUCUGUGUCACUAAACGUUCCGAUGGAAAACAGUAAUAAUCAAUUAAAUACAAUGCCAGUAUGCUUUCAGGGAGUUUGUGUUAAUCCAAUAAUUUGCAUACUAUUAAAAGUAACUGUUUUGAAAUUCAUCUCUUGUGGAAAUACAUGUGUGCAAAUUUCAAUUCAUUUUUUUUCUCUUUUAGUUUUUCAGCUAUGGAACAAAAAUACUCUGUCAGAGCAGUGAUGCUUUUCAGUCAAAAUUCUUUUCACCCCUUCAAAAAGCAAUGCUGCCGCCUAACAGUUUUCAGGGGAAAGUGGCUUUCAUCACCGGGGGCGGCACUGGCCUUGGCCGAGGAAUGACCAGUCUCCUGUCCAGCCUGGGUGCCUCCUGUGUGAUCGCCAGCCGAAAGAUUGAUGUUCUGAGAGCCACUGCAGAGCAAAUUUCUUCUCAAACUGGAAAUAAGGUUCACGCAAUUCAGUGUGAUGUGCGGGACCCUGAGAUGGUCCACAAGGCGGUGUCAGAGCUGAUCAGCAUGGCGGGCCACCCUGACAUUGUGAUCAACAACGCAGCAGGCAACUUCAUUUCUCCCACCGAGAGACUGUCCCCCAACGGGUGGAGGACCAUCACCGACAUAGUUCUGAACGGCACGGCCUUCGUGACCCUGGAGAUUGGGAAGCAGCUGAUUAAAGCACAGAAAGGAGCAGCAUUUCUUGCGAUCACCACCAUCUAUGCUGAGACCGGGUCAGGCUUUGUGGUGCCCAGUGCUUCCGCCAAAGCUGGGGUGGAAGCCCUGAACAAGUCUCUUGCGGCUGAGUGGGGCAGAUAUGGAAUGCGAUUUAACGUGAUCCAACCAGGGCCCAUAAAAACCAAAGGUGCCUUUAGCCGUUUGGACCCAACUGGAGAGUUUGAGAAAGAUAUGAUCAACAGAAUCCCCUGUGGUCGGCUGGGGACUGUGGAGGAGCUGGCCAAUCUUGCUGCUUUCCUGUGCAGUGAUUAUGCUUCUUGGAUUAAUGGGGCUGUCAUUAGAUUUGAUGGUGGAGAGGAAGUAUUUAUUUCAGGGGAAUUCAACAGCCUGAAGAAGGUCACCCAGGAGCAGUGGGACACCAUGGAAGCCCUGAUCAGGAAGACAAAAGGCUCCUGAGACAUGCUUUUAUGUGGGUUACCAUGGGGACGACACAAACUGCCUAUAACCUUUUUAAUAUUUUUAAGUCUAAUAAAUUGUUAAUUAACAAACA
Messenger RNA from Miniopterus natalensis, 1725 nucleotides. NCBI's taxonomy places the organism in Eukaryota, Metazoa, Chordata, Mammalia, Chiroptera, Miniopteridae. The record is from RefSeq and is a predicted model, not a curated record.